AUGCCAUAUGAAGAUCAGUGUGGCCGCACAUGUGGCUUCCUCAACAUAGAAGAAGAGGAGAAUACUGGGGUUUUCAAGCGGAGAUACUUUCAGCUUGAUUCCCACUACAACAAACUGCAUUACUUUAAGGAUAACCCUAUAAACCUUAAUAGACAUGCACGAAAUCCUGUUUGGGAGAUUGAACUUCAUAAGGUCUCAAAGGUGAGUGAUGCACGCAAACUACGGCCUAAAGUGGAUUUCUGUUUUGUUGUGAAUUUCGCAGGACGCCGCUUCUUCCUUCAAGCUGAGGACCAGGCUGAUAUGAAUAAAUGGAUUGAUGUUCUAAACAAUGCCAGCAAAAUUAUUGUACCAAAAUCCGAGGUCUACAAACAGGAAGCAAUGGAAUGGCACUAUGGUGACUUAUCUCAGGCCAGUUACAGAACACAGGUGGCUGGUGGAGUGGUGUGUAAAAUUGCCCAAGAGACCAGUGCUGAUGAGCUAAGUAACAGUACAGACAGUGAUGAGAAUGAUAUGGGAAGAGGGAUUCCUGCCUGUCACCUGGCAGCUCAUAAGUCUGGUUAUGCAGUCAAGCAAGGAGCAGUGCGGAAAAAUUGGAAAAGAAGAUUUUUUGUACUCACAGAUCAAGGCAUUUCAUAUUAUCAUUCAGAACAUUCUUUAUCACCCAUACGAACAAUACCCAAGAGUAAUUUAUUAGAAGUCAGAGUAUCACAAGGAAUCCAUCCUGACAGAGACAAUUUGUUUGAAGUACUUACAUCCAAAAGAAUAUUCUAUGUACAAGCAGAUUCUCCCACAGAUAUGCACAGCUGGAUUGAUGCUAUUCGGAAACUCCUUCGGACAGUUAAAUCUGAAGAGAGAAAGUCUAUGCAAGAUGGUGGCAACAAGAACUUAAACUAUGAAGUUGAACUUGUCUAUCCCAAAGGCCAAUGGGGAGGAGCUACACCUGAAAGACAAGCCAAAGGCAGUAAAAAUGCCACCAAAGUCCGUAAGAAAGUCUGGUUAUUUUGGUAG
Molecule: messenger RNA, 1008 nt
Organism: Acanthosepion pharaonis
Lineage: Eukaryota; Metazoa; Mollusca; Cephalopoda; Sepiida; Sepiidae
Source: the annotation of a GenBank genome assembly